GAGCAAGCGAGCGAGCUCUAGGGCUGUGGCGAUCUCUCGAUAAGCCACCUAGAGGCGACUCAGUGCGCGCGCUCCUCGGUGGCGCCCGCCCUCCCUCUGAUCAUGUUGACAUAUUCACAGGACAGGCAGUAGUACCGAUGCGGCGCUGCGACGUUACAGUUUCCGACACCUUCUUUUUAUAACUCGGCUCUAUUCCCCCCAGCACUCGACCUGUGAAAACCACGCCUAUGCAGCAACACAAUUGGUCCGAAAGCGUCAAAGAGCCAAUCAAGAGGCCCCCGGCUCCCCGCAGCCCAGAGCAGAGCCCGACCUUCUAGAGCCGCCGAGCAGACGCCCGGGGAAUUCUAGAGGCGGAGGAGGGUGGCGAGCAGCUCCGGCUGGCUGGCUCGCUCCCUCCCUCUCCGCGCGCUCCCUCUCCUGCUCCGUCUCUCUCUUUCUCUCUCUCCCUCCUUUCCCAUUUCCCCCCCUCCAUCCUCCCUGCCCUGCGCGUCUGGACGCAGAUUUAGGAAGCGAAUUUGCUCACGUUUUAGGACACGGAAGACGACAGGCGCGAGAGAAGAGCACGGCCGGACUCGGACUGGAACCCAGACACCCUCCGGAGGCUCGGAGCGGAGGCAGGAGGCGGCGGCGAACGGAAGCCAGCGUGCAGUGCAAGUUGUGAUAGCGCUGCCCGAAGAGGGCUUAAAUCAGAGAUUUUUUUUUUUUUUUUUAAAGGAGAGAGACUUUUUCUGCCCUCUCGCCGGCGGUUCCAGCCGAGUCCAGCGCAACGGCAGGCGCCUCCUGCGAGAAAGAGGGAGAGGAAGAGAGAUAGGGGGGCGGGGGAAGAAGAAGGAGAAGAAAAGGUAAAAAGUCUCCUAAGAGAACCGUUUGCAGUUGCAACAAAGAACUAGGGGCUGGGGCGCGGUCCCUGGGACCCAGGGCCGGAGUGUCCAUUUCGAGCAGAGCGGCAGGGCUCGGGCGCGAGUCGAAAGCCUGCUCGCUCCCGUCGCCUCUGAAACCGACUUGCAGGAGCGGCUUUUUAAAAACGCAAGGCACAAGGACAGUCACCCCAGCGGCUAUGUCUCCCAAUUGUCCUCUUUAAAAGCGGCGUUCCCCCCAAAAGACACUCACUCCCUCUCCCUUUGAGGUGCUGUCGUUGUGAUUUUUUUCUUUCUUUUUUCCCCUCUUUUUGCUUUUUUUUUUUAAACUAUGCGCUGCUGUUAAAAGACAAAAACAAAACAAAACAGCAGCUGCGGACUUGUCCCCGGCUGGAGCCCAGCGCCCCGCCUGGAGUGGAUGAACCUCUCCAUGAGAGAUCCGGUCAUUCCUGGGACGAGCAUGGCCUACCACCCGUUCCUACCUCACCGGGCGCCGGACUUCGCCAUGAGCGCGGUUCUGGGUCACCAGCCGCCUUUCUUCCCCGCGCUGACUCUGCCUCCCAACGGCGCGGCGGCGCUCUCGCUGCCGGGCGCCCUGGCCAAGCCGAUCAUGGAUCAAUUGGUGGGGGCGGCCGAAACCGGUAUCCCUUUCUCGUCUCUGGGGCCCCAGGCACAUCUGAGGCCUCUGAAGACCAUGGAGCCCGAAGAAGAGGUGGAGGAUGACCCGAAGGUGCACCUCGAGGCCAAAGAACUUUGGGAUCAGUUCCACAAGCGGGGCACCGAGAUGGUCAUUACCAAAUCCGGAAGGCGAAUGUUUCCCCCAUUUAAAGUGAGAUGUUCCGGGCUGGAUAAAAAAGCCAAAUAUAUUUUGUUGAUGGACAUUAUAGCUGCCGAUGACUGUCGAUAUAAAUUUCACAAUUCUCGGUGGAUGGUGGCGGGUAAGGCUGACCCUGAAAUGCCAAAGAGAAUGUAUAUUCACCCCGACAGCCCGGCCACCGGGGAGCAGUGGAUGUCCAAGGUUGUCACUUUCCACAAACUGAAACUCACCAACAACAUUUCGGACAAGCAUGGAUUUACUUUGGCCUUCCCAAGCGAUCACGCAGCGUGGCAGGGGAAUUAUAGUUUUGGUACUCAGACUAUACUGAACUCCAUGCACAAAUACCAGCCCCGAUUUCAUAUCGUGAGAGCCAAUGACAUCCUGAAACUUCCAUAUAGUACAUUUCGGACAUACUUGUUCCCUGAAACUGAAUUCAUCGCCGUGACAGCCUACCAGAAUGAUAAGAUAACUCAGUUAAAAAUAGACAACAACCCUUUUGCGAAAGGAUUCCGGGACACUGGAAAUGGCAGGAGAGAAAAAAGAAAACAGCUCACCCUGCAGUCCAUGAGGGUGUUCGAGGACAGACACAAGAAGGACAAUGGCACCUCGGAUGAGUCCUCCAGCGAACAGGCAGCCUUCAGCUGCUUUGCUCAGUCCUCCUCCCCAGCUGUCUCCACCGUUGGGACAUCCAACCUCAAAGACCUGUGUCCCAGCGAGGGUGAGAGCGACGCCGAGGCCGAGAGCAAAGAGGAACACGGGCCAGAGGCUUGCGACGCGGCCAAGAUCUCCACCACCACGUCGGAGGAGCCAAGCCGCGACAAGGGCAGCCCCGCGGUCAAGGCGCACCUCUUCGCGGCGGAGCCCGGCGGCCGGCCCCGGGACAGCGGGCGGCUGGACAAGGCGUCGCCUGACUCGCGCCACAGCCCGGCCACCAUCUCGUCCAGCACCCGCGGCCUGGGCGCGGAGGAGCGCCGGAGCCCAGGUCGAGAGGGCGCGGCCACAUCCAAGGCCGAGGAGGCGCGCUCUCUGCCGGCCAAGGAAGCCUUCGCGCCGCUCACGGUGCAGACGGACGCGGCCACCGCGCACCUGGGCCAAGGCCCCCUGCCCGGCCUCGGCUUCGCCCCGGGCCUGGCUGGCCAGCAGUUCUUCAAUGGGCACCCGCUCUUCCUGCACCCCAGCCAGUUCGCCAUGGGGGGCGCCUUCUCCAGCAUGGCAGCCGGCAUGGGGCCCCUGCUUGCCACGGUGUCCGGGGCCUCCACUGGCGUCUCGGGCCUGGAGUCCACGGCCAUGGCCUCCACAGCCAUGGCCUCCGCCGCCGCGGCACAGGGACUGUCGGGGGCGUCUGCGGCCACUCUGCCCUUCCACCUCCAGCAGCACGUCCUGGCCUCUCAGGGCCUGGCCAUGUCGCCUUUCGGAAGCCUGUUCCCUUACCCCUACACCUACAUGGCCGCCGCCGCCGCCGCCUCCUCCGCCGCGGCGUCCAGCUCGGUGCACCGCCACCCGUUCCUCAACCUGAACACCAUGCGCCCACGCCUGCGCUACAGCCCCUACUCCAUCCCGGUCCCGGUCCCGGACAGCAGCAGCCUGCUCAGCGCCGCCCUGCCCUCCAUGGCGGCGGCCGCGGGGCCCCUGGACGCCAAAGCCGCGGCCCUGGCCGCCAGCCCGGCCUCGGUGGCCGUGGACUCCGGCUCGGAACUCAACAGCCGCUCCUCCACCCUCUCCUCCAGCUCCGUGUCCUUGUCGCCCAAACUAUGCCCCGAGAAAGAGGCGGCCACCAGCGAACUGCAGAGCAUCCAGCGGUUGGUCAGUGGCUUGGAAGCCAAGCCCGACAGGUCCCGCAGCGCGUCCCCGUAGACCCUCCCCAGAGAAGUCUCUUCAUUCCAGUCACGUCUGCAGUGCACUUUGUUGGGUAUAAAAUAAACGACGGGCGUGCAGUUUGGUUAGCCCUGCUUCGGGCAGUCCUGUCUGGGGAGGGGUGCUGACCCCCUGGAGGGAACGUGCUAGAAACAAGCCCUGUCUUCUUGGCGUGGUUAUUUACCCGGGGUCUGGCUCGGAUUCUGGGGGCUCAGAAACCUAAGUUGCGUUGAGUCGUUGGGGGCGGGAGUUGAAACGAGUCUGUCCACAGCAUCCCCCAGGCGAGGUUGGUCUGGGAGCCUGGGAAGGAAAAAAAAAAAAGAUAGCCAGGCCCACCGGGAG
Molecule: messenger RNA, 3870 nt
Organism: Artibeus jamaicensis (Jamaican fruit-eating bat)
Lineage: Eukaryota; Metazoa; Chordata; Mammalia; Chiroptera; Phyllostomidae
Gene: TBX3
Product: T-box transcription factor 3
Exons: 8
Coding region: 1276-3528 (750 amino acids)
Biological process (GO): cell fate specification; regulation of transcription by RNA polymerase II; central nervous system development
Cellular component (GO): nucleus
Molecular function (GO): DNA-binding transcription factor activity, RNA polymerase II-specific; RNA polymerase II cis-regulatory region sequence-specific DNA binding
Source: RefSeq, a predicted model, not a curated record